CAAUAGAUCUAAGCGGCCCAUAAGACGGGCGCUAUUUUUACAAUUUUUUUUCUAAAUUUUAGUUUACAUUAAAUUUUUGUAAAACUGUUUUAAUUUACAAAGUUUUUUAUUUAUUUUUACGUCCGUGUCGUCAAAAUUUUAAGUAAUCAUAAUGAGGGAGUGUAUCUCAGUGCACGUGGGUCAAGCCGGCGUGCAAAUGGGCGUGGCUUGCUGGCAACUGUAUUGCUUAGAACAUGGUAUCCGCCCUGAUGGCACACUGCCAGGAUGCGAGACAGAUCUUAAUGCGACAGACUCGUGUUUCAACACGUUUUUUUCCGAGGCUGAUCGCGGGAAGAUGGUGCCGAGAGUCGUUAUGGUGGAUCUGGAGCCAACUGUUAUAGACGAAGUCAGAUCAGGCGAGUAUCGUCAGCUAUACCACCCUGAGCAGCUGAUCACUGGUAAAGAAGAUGCUGCUAAUAAUUACGCGAGGGGACACUACUCCACGGGUAAGGAAGUAUUGGGACCAGUUAUGGAGAGAGUACGGAAGCUGGCGGACCAGUGCACGGGGCUACAGGGCUUUUUCGUAUUUCACUCGUUCGGCGGAGGUACGGGGUCCGGUUUCACGUCUCUUCUAAUGGAAAAUCUAUCUGAAGAAUUUGGUAAAAAGAGCAAGUUGGAAUUCGCUAUCUACCCAGCUCCUCAGGUUUCCACGGCAGUGGUGGAACCUUACAACGCUGUGCUAACUACACACUCCACCAUCGAGCACUCGGAUUGCGCAUUCAUGGUGGACAAUGAGGCAAUAUACGACAUCUGUAGGCGAAGGUUGUCUAUUGAACGGCCGUCUUAUGCCAACCUUAACAGACUUAUAUCGCAAGUAGUAUCGUCAAUAACUGCUUCGUUGAGGUUUGACGGCGCGCUCAAUGUGGAUCUGACGGAGUUCCAGACCAACCUCGUCCCUUAUCCAAGAAUACACUUCCCGCUGGCCGCAUAUGCACCUGUCGUCUCUGCUGAUAAGGCAUACCACGAAGGCAUGUCUGUGUCGGAGAUAACCUCGGAACUGUUCGAGCCUCAGAACCAGAUGGUGAAGUGUGACCCUCGCGACGGCAAGUACAUGGCGUGCUGCUUAUUGUAUCGCGGUGAUGUCGUGCCCAAGGACGUGAACGCGGCUAUUGCAGCGAUGAAGGGACGAGCGGGGAUACGCUUUGUGGAUUGGUGUCCCACCGGAUUUAAGGUUGGUAUAAACUACCAGCCACCAUCGGUGGUGGCGGGCGGCGACCUCGCGCAGGUGAAACGCGCUGCGUCGAUGCUCAGCAACACGACCGCCAUCGCGGAGGCGUGGGGCAAGCUCGACCACAAAUUUGACCUCAUGUACUCGAAGCGAGCUUUUGUGCACUGGUACGUGGGCGAAGGUAUGGAGGAAGGCGAGUUCACGGAAGCGAGGGAAGAUCUAGCCGCGUUGGAGCGAGACUACGAUGAGGUGGCUAUCGAGACCGCUGACCUGCCGCCCGGCGGCGAUGACGAGCUGUGACACAACGUAACAUUCGUCACAGAAUAGACGUCACACGUGUAUCAUUCAAAUCGUACAGACAUGCGCGAUUAACUUCGAGGGACCAUGUGAUUGUCAGGUCUAUUUGUUGAAUAAUUCUGAUUUGUUCGUAAAGAUGUGGUUUUAACUUACUUCACUUAGUCGCGCAAGUCUUUAUGCGAAACUUUUUACUCGAUUCAAUGCGGGUCGAAUACGCACUGCGAAUACAUUAAUCAUUAUUCCUAUGAACUAUGUAAAAUGAUUGCUUACUUCGAUAUUCCAUUAAAUAGAAUUACUAAAAAAAUAGGCCAAGUGCAUAAGCGAGCCCAUGAGCGUCUCCACCGAAAGCGGACGCCACAAAACCGCGACCGCAUGAUUAUAAUAUUGAAUAUGGCAGAACUGCGAAAAUUGUUAUAGGUUCGAAAAUGUCCGCCAAGGUUGGAAGAGGCUCUUAAUGCCAACGAGAUGCAUUUCCCUCUUAAUUUUUUUAUUCUUGUUUUAAUCUAGAAUGUACCGUGUGGCGAUAAUUAUUGUAAGCGUAAUUGUUUUGUCCGCGUCUGGGUAAAAAGUUAUUAAAAAGUAUUACGUUGCUUGUCCGUGUUCAAUAAAUUGUGUAUUUUCUUACA
This is a messenger RNA of Nymphalis io (European peacock), 2130 nucleotides long. It is a transcript of the gene Tua3, whose product is annotated as tubulin alpha-8 chain-like. NCBI's taxonomy places the organism in Eukaryota, Metazoa, Arthropoda, Insecta, Lepidoptera, Nymphalidae. Gene Ontology annotation, molecular function: structural constituent of cytoskeleton; GTP binding. The record is from RefSeq and is a predicted model, not a curated record. Gene Ontology annotation, cellular component: cytoplasm; microtubule. The transcript has 9 exons. The coding region runs from base 152 to 1507 and encodes 451 amino acids. Gene Ontology annotation, biological process: mitotic cell cycle; microtubule cytoskeleton organization.